AGGGGGGAAUUCCAAGCACAUCGAAUGUGCUGAAGUUUUUUGGUUUUUUUUUGGAAGGAACAUGUGCCAAAGUAUGAGCACUUCAUUGUUUUCAGAUGGAAUUAUGAGACCUCUCUUUGCCCUUUUCCUCUCUGAAGUAUGCUAUAAUACCUCCACCUCUCCUUUAAAAACUAGUAAAAUUCAAUUUCUUUUUUUUUUUCCGAAAAUUCAAUUUCAUUUUUUCAAUUAAAAAGAUCAAAUUUUAUGUGAAAAUGAAUCAAUAUAUAUAUAUACAUGUCUUUGUCCUAUAGCUUAUUGCUGUUUGCUCGAGAAACAAGGGUCUUGCUUCUCCAUUAACAGCUUCUGCAAGUUUUGCUUUUUAAUCAAUGGGUGAAGUUGUGUCAUUGCUUUCCAGAACAAGCGCGACAGCUUAUGUUGUCUUUCCUAAGAAACAUGCUUGAACCUCCAUGGCUAUCUUUCCGGAGCUUAAUUUCGUAUUUGAUAGAAGAAUGCAAGAACACGAGCCAACUUAAACAAAUCCAUGCUCAAAUCUUCACUUCUUCAAACCUACUCCAAAAAGACCACCAUUUCUUUAUUUCCCGUCUUCUCUUCUUUAGCGCCCUUUCGGGAUCGGGCUCUCUUAGCUACGCCACUCAGAUUUUUCGACGCAUAAAGAACCCAAACCUCCCCAUCUACAACAUCAUGAUCAGGGCCUAUGCUUCUAAAAACAGCCAAAAUCAUGAUACCCAUUUGUGUCAGGCCUUAAUGCUAUACAAACAUAUGCUCAGUAAUGGCAUCUCCCCUGAUAGCCUCACUUUGCCAUUUCUUGUGAAAGAAUGCACGACGAGGAGAGCUAUUGGCACAGGCACAGGUAUUCAGGGACAGUCUAUCAAGCUGGGGUUUAAUACAGAUCUCUUUGUUCAAAAUUCAAUGAUAAAUUUUUAUUCUGCUUGUGCGUCUGUUAGUAGUGCCAGGAAGCUGUUUGAUGAAAUGUUGAUUAGGGAUAUUGUUUCUUGGAAUUCGAUGAUUAUUGGGUAUUUGAGAUGUGGAAGGCUUGACGAGGCGCUGGAUUUGUUUCGAAAAAUGAAGAGGGGUAAUAUUAUUACCUGGAACUCGCUUAUAACGGGGUUUGUUCAAGGUGGCCGGCCAAAGGAGGCCUUGGAAUUUUUCCAUGAAAUGCAAUGUUUGAGCGGUGAUAUUAAUAUGGCUAAACCAGAUAAGAUUACCAUUGCUAGUGUACUUUCAGCUUGUGCUCAUCUUGGUGCUAUUGAUCAUGGGAAGUGGGUACAUGGUUACUUAAGCAGAAGUGGCCUAGAAUGUGAUAUGGUGAUUGGGACUGCAUUGGUAGACAUGUACGGUAAAUGUGGUUGUCUGGAAAGAGCUCAUGAGGUCUUCAGGGAAAUGCCUAAGAAGGACACGUUGGCAUGGUCGGCUAUAAUUUCAGUAUUUGCGCUUCAUGGGUAUGGUAAGGAGGCAUUUGAUAUUUUCAAAGAAAUGGAAGCAGAAGGGGUGAAGCCCAACCAUGUCACCUUUGUUGGAUUACUGUCAGCUUGUUGUCAUUCUGGAUUAGUAGAGAUUGGUCGCUGGUGUUUUGACAUAAUGAAACGCAUUUACAGAAUUGAGCCACAAGUCCACCACUACGCAUGCAUGGUUGAUAUACUUGGAAGAGCUGGACUAUUUGGAGAGGCAGAGGAACUUAUUAGAAACAUGCCCAUAGAGCCUGACGUAUUUGUAUGGGGUGCAUUAUUAGGAGGAUGCCAAAUGCACGGUAAUGUACAAUUAGGCGAAAAAGUGGCACAACACUUGAUUGAUUUGGAGCCGCUGAACCACGCUUUCUAUAUGAACUUGUGUGAUACAUAUGCAAAAGCUGGAAGAUAUAAUGAUGUGCAGAGAAUUAGAGCCUCAAUGAAAGAACAAGGGAUUAAAAAGGAAAUCCCAGGCUGUAGCAUGAUUGAAGUAAAUGGAAUUGUUCAUGAGUUCUCUACAGUAGGCUCCCCUGAUGUUGUGAUGGAUGAACUAGUUUGUCUCUUGACUACAUUAAGGAAUGAGAUGAAGGCUAACAUUGUGUUAAUGAAAAAUUGAUGGAACCAUGGAUUUCUAGACAAUAUGUUGACAUCCAGAUUCAGUUGACUCAUAAGCUUGUUCACUUUUCAUUUAUUCUGGAGUCUGAUAAGUUAUUGAUCCAGUAGAAUCUUGAUCUUCUUUAACUGCAUGAGGCAAAGACAGGGAACUGAGAAGAGAGAUAUAUUAUCAAGGUUUUCCCGAUACUUCGUAACAUCCUCUGCUUCAAGAGAAGACUGUGUUAAGAAUGAAAUGCUGAGGAAGCCAGGAAUGGGAUGCAGUAUCUUGGAGUUGAGCUUCAGUGUCUGUUAUCAGUAGUGUUUAUCAUUUAUCAGUCAGAAGUUUCUGCUUCUGGACUAAAUAAUAUAUCAAUAGUUGGGUCGUGAUGGCUCAUCCUAUUGCCUUUUUAGAUGUAUACUUCAUAUGAAAACAACUAGUACAUUAAAUUACUCAAUUUCAUUAAUAAACAUUAGUGAAAUGGAUUUCAA
Manihot esculenta (cassava) is the source of this 2528-nucleotide messenger RNA. RefSeq names its product pentatricopeptide repeat-containing protein At5g66520. NCBI's taxonomy places the organism in Eukaryota, Viridiplantae, Streptophyta, Magnoliopsida, Malpighiales, Euphorbiaceae. The coding region runs from base 412 to 2061 and encodes 549 amino acids. Gene Ontology annotation, molecular function: RNA binding; protein binding. Gene Ontology annotation, biological process: RNA modification. The record is from RefSeq and is a predicted model, not a curated record. The transcript has a single exon.